GGAGAGAGUGAGGAUGUGCCGGAAGAAGACGCACGUGCGCGGAGGGACCGGGCAAGGGGGUGGGACUAGAGAGCUGGAAGCGUGGAAUUGCGAAUGAGAGGAAGGGGCGCCUCUGCUGUAGUAUCUCCAUGGCUGCGAUUUACUCUGGCAUUCACCUGAAGCUGAAAAGCUCAAAGACAUCUUGGGAGGACAAACUCAAGUUGGCUCAGUUUGCUUGGAUUUCUCAUCAAUGUUUUCUUCCAAAUAAAGAACAAGUCUUACUGGAUUGGGUGAGUCAUACACUGGUUUCUUGUUACAACAAGAAACUUGAAUUGUCAGAUGAAAUUAUUGAGAAGCUUUGGACAUACCUGGACAACAUUCUUCAUAGCAAAAAACUGCAGUGUCUUCUCAAGGAGGGAAAAACAAUCACCCUACGUUUUUCAAUUGCACAGGUUAUAAACAAAAGGCUUUCUGUUUCUUACACUCAAAAGUCCUUGACGGAUGUUGGUACAGUACUGAAUUGUUGUAGGUCUAUCCUUUCAAUUUCUCCCCUCACCGUAGUUUAUACCUCAAAAUCUGAACUGCUGGUGGAUCUUCUAAGUCAGCUGACCUGGUUAGCAUGUUGGCAGUUGUCCUCAGAAGAUGCUGUGUCCUUCCAGUUGUUUGAAGUCCUCAAAUUGACCCUUGGGCAGUACCUUCUGACUCAGAGGCAGCAAGCCAAUGCAAAUCGUGUAUUUGGACAGGUGACCAAAUUUUUGCUUCAGCCAUGCCUGCUGUUGAGACAUUUAUUGACAACCAGGGUGUGGAGACUGACAGAGGAUGGCCAUGGAUGUCAGCACCUGAACAGGGACAUCCGGAAUGGCAUAGAGGCUUUGGUGAAAGCCGGCAUUUUCCAAACAGAACUCUUGCUGUCUUACAGAGAAGAACUGCUGCCAGAGAAGGAAUCCCACAACAUAAAGAAAGGAACUCUGAAAACUCGCCUGCUUUCAGCUAGUACCAUCCAGAUGGUGGUUGGGGACACUAGCUUUUGUCAACCAGCUCUUCAUGGGAAAACAGUAGCAAGUUCAGUGCCUCUUCUCUUUAAACUCUUUCUGGAGUCUUACAGUAGGGCUGAAGACCACUUAGUUUGUUUUCACAUGCUCACCAAACUUUUUGGCUGCCUAAAAAUUUCUCGCCUGCAGGGGGUUCUUUGGACUGACCAGCUUUCCCCAUCUGAAUGGGGUCCAGAGCUCCUUGCAGUGGAGCAGCUUCUGAACUCAGUGCUGAGCAGCAGUAUCUAUAAUGUUGCUGCUGACAGAAUUCGACACAAGGAGGUCCAGUUUCACUUCUAUCGUCAGGUGGCACAGACACUGGUGAAUCACCCGCAGGCCACCAUCCCUGCUUGGUUUAGGUGCUUCAAGGCCUUGAUCUCACUAAAUCACUUGAUUGUGGAGCCUGAUUUAGAUGACUUGGUGGCUUCGGCUUGGAUCGAUGCCGAGGUUUCUGAGCCACGUACAAAAAAGGCUCAGGAGGCUCUUGUUAGUUCUCUCUUUCAGACUUAUACCAAGCUGCGGCAAUUCCAGAAACUCAUUCAAGUGGUCUUGUCUAUCAUCUGCCGCCCUGCUGCAGAAGAAUUAAGGCUCCCGCUUCUGCCUGCUGGCAUCAGGACCAAGCUCUGUGAGUACCUUCUAGAACUGCCGCCCAAUCAGAUACUGGACAUUUUGCACCUGAUACUGGAGAAAUGUCAGACUUCCAUUAUUCCUGAUGUUAAAGGGGACUCAGACAUGGCUUUGAAGCUGAAGUCCAUGAGUUCAUUGCUGCAUUGUGUUUUGUUCAAUAUGAGGAGCUUAGAUGACUCCACUCCAUUGCAUGUGGUCCGUCGGGCUCAGAAUCUUCUGGAGACCAUGCAGAGCGGGAUGAUCCAAGCUUUGUUGGAUCUGCUGAAGGACUAUCAGGCAGACGAUACAAAGCUGGAGCAUUGGGUUGAGAAAAUUGGGGACUCUGUUCUCCUGCUUUCUUGCACCUGGGUAGCAACUGAUACUUUGUUUGGUUUAAAUUGCAGCAAGUAUGUUUCCCUUCUAGGCAAAGCAGCUCUUGCUGUUGUUGAUUCAGCUAUAGAUUUUCCAGACUUCUCAACUGUUCUUCCUGGUUUUGAUGCACAGUGUUGGGAGAAAAUAACUAAACUUCUCAGUUGUUCCUUCUCAGGGAGUAGAUAUUGUAUAGAAUGGCUGAUGCUUCAGAAAAUGCAGAGAAUGUUGAUGGGCUCCAGCUGUCAGACGGAGGUAUCAUAUCAGACUAUGCAGCAUGCUGCAGCUUUUAUCCUUCAUUCUGGAAAGUCUUGCAUGACUGAAAUUGAGCCUGAACCAUGGGACGGCAAUGUAGGUGCCAUAAAUAGCUCCACUUACCCAACUGCUCACUGGCACCUUGUCAUUUCAAAUCUUCCAGUGUUGAGUCCCUUUCUUUCUGUCAGUGAUACACUCUAUGUUGCAGAUGUGCUUCUGGAGAUACUGCUGGUGAACCCAAUGCAAACAGCUUCCUCUGAUGCUGAUGGUCCUUUAAUCUUGGUUGAAAAGGUGUCUAGAGAUUUCCUGAACAGCCCACUUCUUCCAGAGAUGAGGAUGCUUCAUGCCUCUUUCAUCAGCUGCAUAGUUCAGCGUUGUGCCAGGGUGCUGUACCCUACAGUUCAGAAUGCUGCCAAUCAGCCUCUUCAGCAGCUAUCUGCAGAAGGUAUUCCACGGUACGAAGCUGAUUUUUCCUCCCGUGUUGCCAGAGAGAGGUCUGAAGAUGAAGCAUCGAUGUACUGGACAGUAAUGGAGACAGUGUCUCAAAAUAUACUGUUGUUAGUGAAGGAGAGAUCUUUUGUUAUCUUAGAAGAAGAGCAUAUCAAAAGGCUUUUGGAUUUGGUAGAGAUCAUUUCAGUAUUGAAUCUGGACAGCCUCUUUCCCACUGACCAUACCUGGCUGUUCCUUUCACUUUUAUCUUUGACUGUCAAUACCAGAAGUAAUGUUGCUUGUAGUGAAGCUUUGCCUUUGAAGUUCCUGGCAAGGUGCUUCCACCUCUUAGCUCAUCUACAAACUGGCAGAAAUGCUGGCUCCUCCUUUAAGGUGUUGCACGCCAGUGAUGCUCUUGAGGCUGUCCUCACCUCUAUGUUUGUGGUCUGCAAGACUUUCGUUGGUGUUUUGUCAGCUGCUCCUUGGGAGGAAUUCCUUCAAGGGAUCCAAGUCUUCUUGGAACACUAUCUUCAGAUAGUACUUGAAAGGCGGCUGAGUGUGAAACUGAACAUGGAAAAGUUCACAUUGUUUUUAACAACUUGCCAGCCACUGGCAGCCAGCAGUGAACUCCGGAAGCUGUGGAACCCAGCCGCUGACCAGCUUCUGCUCGUGGCGCUCAGUGCACAGUGUCAUGUUCUGACUUUGCACGACCAGAAACACAGCGGAAACUGGAAGACUUCAGACAUGGUGCUCGUUCUGCUUAAGCAGGCUGUGUUUCAGACAGGAGCAACCAUCCAACUUUUCCUUCGAAAUAAUGCCAAAGGCCAGCCAUUGCCUUUAGCAUUUAUUCCAUGUGUUACAACCCUUCUGAAAGCAGAUUCAUCUUGUACCCAUCCAGUCUGCCUUGUUGCUGGGGAGGACGAGCACAAGAGGCAUAAAGAAUCAAGCAGGCACCAGCAGCUUUCUCACAGUGAUUUGUACCAAAGAUUUUAUACUCAGAUAUUGAGAGAACUGAAUUUAGCCAGUGGCAGUGUUCAAUUCCUUCGCUCUGCAUUGCAUUUCUUAGCUGUCUUCUGUUCCAUGCCUGAGUUGCUUCCUGCACAAGAAACUUCUGUUGCUGUAUUCUGUUCCAUAAGAAAACUACUUUCGGGUCCUGGAAUCACACUUCAGGUGAUUCAAAGCAUAGAAAUGCAGCUGGCAGAGUUGAUUGCCCAGCUGGUGAAGCAUUGCACUGAUGACAACUUCUGUUUCAUGUUGAGGCUAGUGCUUGAGGGACUGGACAUUUGCAAUGCUUGGAAACAAAACACUGAUCAAGUGCUGUCAGCUGUCACUCUAGUUAAAUUGCUACUUGAUUGCCCAUUAAGUGGAGAGAAAGAGAAAGCUUUCUGGUUUUCAAGUCCUCAGUUAAUCACCGCUUUAGUUAUGCAAACUAAAGAGGCUUCUCAAGAUCAUGCGAGGAUCCCAACCCUUAUUGUACUUAUAUUGGAGUCAGCAGCAGUCCUCCUGAGGCAAGCAGAAGGGAUUCUCUCCAACCCUCAUCAUGUCACUCUUGUGUUCAACAUUCUCCUCACCAUCCCUCUUGACCAUUUAAAAACAGGGGACUAUUACAGCAUCUUCUUGGGAAUUCAUGAAGUUCUUUUUUCUAUACUACAGUGUCACCCUAAGGUGAUGCUUAAAGCAGCUCCAUCUUUCCUGUGCAGUUUCCACAAGCUGGUCCUUUUUGUUAUGCACGAAGGAAAACAGAAAGGAGAUGGAGGGAUCACUGAUGAAUUGGUAAUUAUACUUAAAUGUGCCCAGUUGGUAGAACGGAUGUAUAGUUACAUCGCUGCAAAAACAGAAGAAUUCACUAUUUUUUCUGCCUUCAUUGUGGGCCAGUAUGUGACUGAACUGCAGAAGGUAACGUUGCACCCAGCUGUAAAGAAACAUCUAACUGAAGGAAUUUAUCAGAUUCUUGACCUUUGCAUUGAACGGGAUAUCAAGUUCCUAAAUGCAUCUCUACCAAUGGGAGUCAAGGAAGUCUUGAAGGAACUGUACAGUGACUACACUCAUUACCACAAAAAUCUAAAACAGGGGGAUGAAAAGUAUACAGCAUGAUGAAUCCUACUAUUUCAGAAUACCAUGGAAGACCCUCUUUCAAGGCAAUAGGCACAUGCUAUUGUAAACGGGUUUUGUACUGCUUUAUAGCACUUGAGUUAAAAUCAAGAGUAUGUUAAUCUCAGUGGGCACAUGUGAAACUUUCUCUGUGCCUAUAUGACUCUGGCAAAUGAUGUGUUACGCAGGAUCAAUAGCAGAAUCUUAAUCCCCUCUUCAGAAAGGGAUGUUAAAAUAUUUGUACAGUUACAGUUGUUUGUAAAAGUUAAUGCCAAAAUUUUCAAGAGACAGUGUAGUUCUUACAUUACUGCUGGAAGUGAGCAUUUAUGUUAAACAAGGUAACAGAAAGUUUUGCUAGAGGUUGGUUUUUUAUUUUUUAUAUUCAGGGCAGAGACUGUUUGUGGACAAACUGAUCAGAUCAUUAAAAAGCUGAUAAUUCUUUUUAAAAAUCGUGAACUUUGUCCCUUGCACACAUUGAAAUACUAAGUCCCAUGAAGUAUUGUCUUAAGUUUUUGAAGUGUACAUACACUUCAGUACUGGUCUGUGAUGAGUAGCAGGUGCCUUCUCAUGACCAGGUGUCCAUCUUCUUCUGAGAGCCAAUCUUUCCAGGUUAGAUACACAGCACAGGUUUGUGGUGGCUGUUUUGUUGUGGUUGAGUUUUUUGUGGUCCUUUGCUUUAAAUGGCAGCUGAUAGAGGGCGGGGGGGGGGGGGGGGGUAUGGAACAGGGUGGUUAAUCACCCUCUGAAUUAUGAAUUUAAUCAUUUUUAUUUUGCGCUUCCUACAAGUAUACUAUAGCAUAAAGUUAGCCCACUUUUUCUUCACAGUAGCUUAGAUGACCAAUGACAUGGCUUCAAGGACAAAAGACUUCCCCAGUUCAAGGAUAACACUUAAACCACUAGAUUUCACCACCCUUCUUUUUUACAAACCUGUAUUUUAUAUGGUGGUUUGGGAAAUAUUUGCCAAAUAUUGGCUUUUCUUUAGUUUCUUCUGCCCUCUUGUGACUAAUUCAUGAACUCUCAAUGAUUUAACCUGUGGUUACAUAGUCCAACACUCAUUAUUUUUGCCAGUGUUAGACUUGCAAUAGUACAUCAGAACUUGGGAAGAUGAUAAGGGGUGCAGAGCUUUGCAAAUACAUCCUUCCAUAUUUGCCCGGCAUUUGAAAGCACUGGAAAAGGGUAUAUGAGAAAGCACCAGAGAGAAAGAGAGAGCAGAAUGUAUGAACAAGAGCAGAAGAAAUGCAAGGAGAAAGGGAUCCAUCUUUCCCUCUCUCUCGUCCCCUCCCCCAACUGCCCCCAAGCUGCCUAUGAGAUCUCAUGACCGUUGCCUAGUGAGAAACAAAUCUUUCUUUGACCGCCACUAUCAGUACAAUUAGAAGCCAAGAUUCUGCUAACAGUAGAAUUAAAUCCUUUCUCCUAGUUUCCCUACUUCUGAAUCCUUGUCAAUAUCAAAACAGAUGUUUCUAGAGGAUAAGCGACCAAUGUGCCCAAACAAGGAAUUUCAAAAUGGUUUAGCUAUUUAACUCUAGGUUCUCAUGAGCCAUUCAUGUGUCACAACAUCUUUCAAGAAUGCUGCAGUAGCACUUGUCUGUGCAUUGCAAAAAUAAUAUCUUGUCUAUUAGUUUCAUGAUUGAUUAUGCUGGGAUAAGAGACCCCUGAGAGCCAGUGUGGUGUAGUCAUUAAGAGUGGUGGACUCUGACCUUUGAUUCCCCACUCCAAAGGGGCUUAGCUGUGUAAAAGUGCCUGGGGCUCACUCUGGGUGCUGACUCCAUCACAGCUGCCCCCUGGCAACUGUGCCCUGCUCUUGAACUCCAUAUGGAGUUCUUGACAGGGGUGCAGUUGAUUGCUUGCCAGUAGGGCUUGCUCUGCCCCCAAACUUCACAAGGAACUCAAAAGUGGGGGCAGCCACCUGAACGCUACAUGAAGCUAGGGAAUGGCACAAGCUCUUUUGAUGCUUUCCUCAGCUUGUCCAGGUCUUUCAGCCUGCAGUUUAAAGCUUGACCCAAUCCUCGCCAAAGCCAGGAUCAAACUGAGCAGCUGGCCUGCCCAACUGUAUCUUUAUAUUGUUGGCUCUGUCCUCCAAGCUCCACCUCCCACCAAGCUCCGCACACUGCUGGUCAGAGUUCAACUGCACCCCUUCUCCAGUUCAGUUUUAUUAUGGCCCCCUUCUCCAAAUUCCAUGGAAAGUGGGGCACAGUUGUGGGGGGGGGGUAUGGCCCUGCAAUGCACUCCUCACGUGACCAUGGGAAGUGAUAUCCGGUGCUCUGGCUCCCCUUCAGACCCCCUUGGUACCCCAGUGCCUCGGAUCAGUCAUGGUUCUCUCAGAAUUCUCUCAGUCCACAUAGAGGCCAGAAAUGGCAAACCACCUCUGAAUGUCUCUUGCCUUGAAGACACCAUAAGUCAGCUGUAACUUGAAGACACUUUCCACCACCACCAAGAGGCCCCUUGUUUUUUAGAAAAUAUUCUUCCCAUUUUUUAACCUUUCGUUAGCCUUGAAAUCAUCCCUUCAGCAUGUAAAUAUGUCUCGCCAUCUGGGAUUUUUAGCUGGAUUGUUUUAAAUGGUUUUAUGAUUUGUUUUUAUUGAUGGUUGUUUAUAGGUUUUGUAUGAAUUUUAUGCAUGAUUUUAGGUUAUAUGCCACUUUAAGUCGCCCUGAGCCCUUUGGGGGUAGGGCGGGGUAUGAAUAUAAAAAUAAUCAACCAAUAAAAUCAGAAGAUUGAGUCAUGAGGUUGCUGCCCUUGGGUAGCAGGUAUUAAUGGGCUUGGGAAAUGCAAGAAAAAUUAAAAACAGAAAAAUAUAUACUGUUUUUCAAUGUACUACGACUUCAUACUUUAAAUGGGGAAUCAUGGUUUUUAUUGUUCCCCAAUGUUUUGAGUAUUCCCUCAAAGUAGAAAAGUAGCACAACAGGAAGGACUGAGACUGACUAUUUGUCCCUGAUGGGUUAGUUUUCUACUUGCAGGGAGUUUUUCAAUGGAACAGCAUUGAAGAAUCUACCUACAAUGUGAAGUGGUACUGUCUGUGCUGCUGCAUGUAAAUCUCUUAUGACUCAUUCUGGGUAGACCAGACUUUAAACACAGUAUAAUAUGUUACAAUUGUACGGAAAUAACUUUUAUCUCUGCUUGUUUCUAAUAUACUUCAAGGUUUACUGGUGA
Messenger RNA from Sphaerodactylus townsendi, 7907 nucleotides. RefSeq names its product URB2 ribosome biogenesis homolog (gene URB2). Gene Ontology annotation, cellular component: nucleolus. Lineage: Eukaryota; Metazoa; Chordata; Lepidosauria; Squamata; Sphaerodactylidae. The transcript is spliced from 10 exons. The record is from RefSeq and is a predicted model, not a curated record. Gene Ontology annotation, biological process: ribosome biogenesis. Bases 129 to 4763 code for a protein of 1544 amino acids.